CAGUUACCUGUAAACUAGCUACCAUUACAGGUGUACAAUAUAGGACUAACAAGCCGGUAUACAACACGAGGGUAUACAUAUUACAAGGCAGAACGCUACAGUACUAACGCAUUGAUUUGAGUGGAAACAAACUGAGAAACAUACUAAGGACCAAGUGUUGGCGCCAGACAAGCUCUGUAGGUUGUCUUACAAAGGAAGACAAGAUGGUGGCUGAACGGGAAACUUGGAGUAAGAAGCUGGAGUUUAUUCUGGCAGCCAUUGGCUACUCUGUAGGGCUGGGCAAUGUGUGGAGGUUUCCAUACCUCUGUUUCCAAAGUGGAGGUGGUGCAUUCCUGUUCCCGUUUUUCCUGAUGUUGAUACUUUGUGGCGUGCCGUUGCUGUAUAUGGAAUUGGCUGUGGGACAGUAUACACAGCAGGGACCUGUUGGUGCACUCGCCAAAAUCUGUCCCCUUUUUAAAGGUGCAGGUCUGGCUACCGUGGUGAUAUCGUUCCUGUUCACGACCUACUACAAUGUUAUCAUCAGCUGGUCAUUUUAUUACCUCUUUAGCAGCUUCAGUGGAGAGCUCCCGUGGAGCCACUGCAAUCAUGAUUGGAACUCUCCUAACUGUUGGGAUGGAAGUAAAUCUCAAUCUGUCCUAAAAAACAUUACAAUCAACAGUGUUACCAUGCUGCAGAAUGUCACAGAUUUUGUUAAACCAAACGGUUCUGUAUCGCCUACAGAAGACUUUUUUGAAUCGAAAAUGUUGCGGAAGAGUUCUGGAAUUGAGGAAAUGGGAAAUCUAAACUGGGAUUUGUCCCUGAUCCUGUUGUUAUGCUGGGUCAUCGUGUACUUCUGUAUAUGGAAGGGGCCUAAGGGCACUGGCAAAGUUGUUUACUUCACUGCCACUUUUCCUUUUUUGGUUCUCAUCAUUUUACUGGUAAGGGGAGUAACUCUUCCAGGCUCAUGGAAUGGAAUUAUGUACUUCAUAUGGCCAAAAUGGGAGCUACUUGCUGAUCCUAAGGUAUGGGUGUAUGCCGCAGCACAGAACUUCAAUUCUCUGGGGAUAGCGUUCGGUGGUAUCAUAACGAUGUCGAGCUAUAACAAAUUCAACAAUAACAUUAUGAAAGAUGUGUUGACAAUAGCAGUGGUUGAUGCUGUAACAUGUAUCGUAGCUGGACUUGCGAUAUUUGCUACACUAGGUUAUCUUGCUGAGAAUCAACAGACGGACGUCACAAAUGUUAUAAAACAAGGUCCUGGCCUAGUAUUCAUCAUUUACCCAGAAGCCUUCACCACGAUGCCUGUCCCACAGCUCUUCUCCGUCGCCUUCUUCUUCAUGCUUAUCUGUCUAGGUAUAGAUAGUCAGUUUGCGUCAGUGGAGGUUAUCGUGACAACCCUGAACGACCACUUUGGGGAAUACGUGGAGAAGUACCUAAAGCGUAAGGAGGUGCUGGUUUUCGUUGUUUGUGCCUUCUCGUUCCUGUGUGGACUGCCCAACGUAGCACAGGGAGGACUGUAUUUCUUCUCCCUCCUCGACCACUAUGCUGCUGCCGUCUCUCUCAUGUAUCUCGCCUUCUUUGAGGUUAUCGCCAUCACGUGGAUUUAUGGUGCAAAUCGACUCUCAAAAAAUGUAAAGGAAAUGAAUGGCAGCACCCCAUACAGAUUUUUCACUUUCUGCUGGUAUUUCCUGUCCCCUGUCCUUAUAUUUGUUAUCUGGCUGUUCAGCAUGAUCAUGUACAAGCCAUUUAAGUUGGAUGACUACGACUACCCAGACUGGGCCACCGCGCUUGGCUGGUUCUUCGCCUUGCUAUCUGUGAUCUGUGUUCCCUUAGGUAUGGCGCACGCCUUCUACAUGGCCAAGGGAGACAACUUGUGGCAGCGAUUCAAGAACACCCUGAAGUCUCCCCUACCUGACAGUGUAUCACAGUCUUGUCCCUCCUACUACACCGGCGACAUCAUCAUCUCCAACGGUAAAAUCCCGGAAAAGGAGCCUCUAAACGGAUCGUCCCCAGAUCUAGAUAGCACAACUAAAGUUUGACUCCCCGUGACGACCACAGACAGCAAGAUUGAAACCCUAUUUCUAUUUUUAUAGUAUUUUUUAUUAACUUUCCACAUAUAUUGUAUUUCCAUUUUCACACUGGUAUAGUUUAAGUUAUUUUUCUGGUAUAACCUUCCAAUAGGAAAUUCAUGUUUCUUACAAAGACUAUUAUCAUGUCAUACCUGUUAAUCAUGUCUUUGUUUCAUUAACAGUUGAUUCAUCAAUUUAAAUUUUAAAGUUUAACUGUUUAAAAAUGUUUGCAGAAACAUCUGUAUUUUUGUAUAUAUCAUCAAACAGGGAUCAGUUGGAAUCCCAGGAAAUAUCUGUAUAGGAAAAAAAAUCACCAAUCCUAAUUUUACCUCACGUCAACACUUCAUUAAGCUGAAGUAAAGCAUACUGAGUACAGGGGACCCUUUUCUGGCUAAGCCAUUUCAAAAAUUCAUCAGUCUACCAAAAUGUUGGGACCAUUUUUUAUGGUUCUUUAUUAUGAAGAUGUCACAUUUUAGUUCGCCCAGUUUAAUAUUAACCAUCAAAAAUUCUGAUGUUACCAAAAUCUGUUGUACAUCAAAUGAAGCCUGGGGGAAGCGGUUUUGUCCAAUUUGAAUAUUUUGACUGAUUUGUGAAUGAGUUUAUUAUGGAACAGCAUAUCUGCAAAAUCUAGAUCUGUUGUGUCAGAGGUGUUUUUUACACCACACAUGAACACAAUACUGAUUUCUGGUAAUUUUUUAUCCAUGAAUUUAAUUUAUAUAUACAUACUGUCUUAUAAACCAGAGGGAUGGUUUCUUUGAAUAACUGGAUUAUCAAUGAAAUUGGUUGACAAGCAUGAGAAAAUGUUUAUAUGAUUUUAUUUUGAAUUAGUCUGUUGUUGUUAUAGAUACUACAUGGUGUUCUUAACUGUGAUGAUGUAAUUGAGGUAAAAUUGAAAGACUGCAUAAGUUGUCAUCACAAAAAACAAGACGAUAGUUUGAACUUUGAACUAUGUUGACAUAUUUUAACUCUGAAUAAUAUUGACACAAGUAGGGUCAACAUAUCUAAUCAUUGACACAAGUAGGGUCAACAUAUCUACUCAUUGACACAAGUAGGGUCAACAUUUCUAAUCAUUGACACAAGUAGGGUCAACAUAUCUUAUCAUUGACACAAUUAGGGUAAACAUAUCUAACCAUUGACACAGAUAGGGUCAACAUAUCUAAUCAUUGACACAAGUAGGGUCAACAUAUCUAAACAUUGACAUAAAUAGGGUCAACAUAUCUAAUCAUUGACACAAGUAGUGUCAACAUAUCUAAUUAUAUUGACAUAAAUAGGGUCAACAUAUCUUAUCAUUGACCCAAUUAGGGUAAACAUAUCUAACCAUUGACACAAAUAGGGUAAACAUAUCUAAUCAUUGACACAAGUAGGGUCAACAUAUCUUAUCAUUGACACAAGUAGGGUCAACAUAUCUAAUCAUUGACACAGGUAGGGUCAACAUAUCUAAUCAUUGACACAAAUAGGGUCAACAUUUCUAAUCAUUGACACAAGUAGGGCCAACAUAUCUAAUCAUUGACACAAGUAGGGUCAACAUAUCUAAUUAUAUUGACAUAAAUAGGGUCAACAUAUCUUAUCAUUGACACAAUUAGGGUAAACAUAUCUAACCAUUGACACAAAUAGGGUCAACAUAUCUAAUCAUUGACACAAGUAGGGUCAACAUAUCUAAUCAUUGACACAAAUAGGGUCGACAUAUCUAAUCAUUGACACAAGUAGGGUCGACAUAGACACAAGUCGGGUAACUUAACAUUUAGAUGUGCGUUAUCACAAUGAGGGUCAGCGUUCACCUGUGAAUGAUGUUGACAUAUUGGAGUGUACAUUUGUAUCCAAGAUUUGUUGACACAGUUUGGGUUUGCAUUUAUAUCUGAAUUCUGUGAACUAAGCAGAGUUUGGCAUUUUUUUCUGAUAUGUGUUCAACAAACCUAACAUUUAGAGUGUUUUGACGUAAUUACGGUAAAUUUACAGUCCGAGUUAUAUUUUGAAACAAAGAAAGUAUUGAAAGUUGACCUUGUUGUCAGACUAGUGAACUAGCACUACUAGUAUCGUAUCAUAAAAGGAAUGCUUUGAGCAAAAUAUACCAAUGAAUGGUAGGAAAAUGUGGAGCUACUGCCUGAGGUUUAUUUCUAUGGUUAAGUGUACCAAUUAAUUUCUUUGAAUGACUGAGUGUCACAUAUAUUAUUAUGAUACAGGUGUCCUAUGUACUUUGAUCUCAGAUUUAUAUAUCGGUAAUUGUUAGAACGUAGACAUUUUUGUAGAAUUUGUACUGUUUUAUACUUGGAGGAUUUGAAUAUUUCGCAAUUAAAAAGUUCACAAGAGUACAGGAGUCUGUAUCAUUUAAUCUGGAAUUUCGUAGAACCUCCCCUCUUCCCCGCCAUACAUAGUGUUUUCAGACAUCCAUGCCUAUAAUGUUCCACAUUAGAUAUAGGAUGUUGAUACGCCAUUCCUUUUUUAUAUGGGUCGAUAGUGCAUCAUUUAAAUAGAUUUUAUCUGUGGUGUAUCUCUUGGGAGACUAGUGUAUGAUGAAAUGUUUCUGGUGUAGUAUAUACAUGACAAUAAAUCAUAUUUUUGACAUGAAGAUACAUCUCAUUACUUUGACAAGUUUGCGGGUCAAAUCAUCAUCAACAUAUGUUAGUACAUUUAUGGGUCUACAUUGAGCAGCCCCAAUAUUUUUUACAUUUUUUUUGGAAAAAUAGGUCAUCAGGAUGCUUUGAAAACCAAUCUGAAUGCAAAUAUUUCCCGUACAAAUUCACAUAUUAACAUAUACAUACACAAGCUCCUUUAAAUGGUUGUUGCAGUUAAUAUAUGUAGAUAUCAAGCAUAGACUAGAGAGAUAACUGGUGGUUGAUUUUGUUGUAUUUGUUUAUAAUAUACACUUAUUGAAUAACAGAAAAUUAUUAAACAAAUAUGGUAAGUAUCAUAGGAUUUUUUUUUCUGUAAUAUUACAAAAAAAAUACAUUAUUGCUGGUCUUUUUGUGAUCUUAACUCAUGUUAUCUACCUACACAGGUUGUCGUGUGUUUUAUUUAGAUGUGAUUCAAUUUUAUCUGCUGACAAAAUAUGUAAAGACGAUAUCAUAAAGCAGGAUGUAAAAAUGGAAGUUAAUCUUAAAAGCACUAACAAGUCUCCUUAUGUAAAGGGUAUUUGAUAUGUUAAAAUAAAUCAUGGUUAUACAUGUAACAGGAACACAUGCUUUACUUUUAUAAAUACCUGAAUGAUGUGUUACAGUGUAGCAAAACCAUUUAUCCUAUGAAUUCAGUGCAUGGAGACAAAUCAUAUACUAAAUUAUUUGAAAUUAUUGAAGCAAACUCUUGAAAAUAAUAUAUUUUGAUAAUGUUCAGGGUUGAAAUUUAUUUAAAAUCAGUUCAGUUACACAAAAUGAAAUUAGCGUUACAACAAUCAUGUGAUAGC
Messenger RNA from Mizuhopecten yessoensis (Yesso scallop), 5442 nucleotides. RefSeq names its product sodium- and chloride-dependent GABA transporter ine-like. Lineage: Eukaryota; Metazoa; Mollusca; Bivalvia; Pectinida; Pectinidae. Gene Ontology annotation, biological process: sodium ion transmembrane transport. The coding region runs from base 204 to 2015 and encodes 603 amino acids. The transcript has 15 exons. Gene Ontology annotation, cellular component: membrane. The record is from RefSeq and is a predicted model, not a curated record.